AUGACUGUAAAUGAAGUUUAUGAAAAGGUGAUGACUAUCAAGUCCAUCAAUCCACUCGUAAAGAACGUCGAGUAUGCUGUUAGAGGAAAGUUGGCUAUACGUGCAGAAGAGCUUAAACAAGAACUGGAAGAGGGUAAAGAAUAUCCUUUUAGUAGGGUCGUCAACUGUAAUAUUGGUAAUCCUCAGCAAUUGAAUCAACAGCCUAUUAAGUUCUACAGACAGGUAUCUUCUCUUUGUGAUAACCCUGAUUUACUGAAGAAGGAAAAUUAUCAUCUUGUGUCCCAAUUAUACCCCACAGAUGCUAUAGAAAGAGCCAAGAAAUUGAUGAAAUCCAUUGGUAGUGUUGGUUCAUAUUCUCACUCACAAGGGGUUCCGGCUAUUCGCCAAACGGUCGCGCAGUUCAUCAAGGAGAGAGAUGGCCAUCCAUCUGACCCCAACCAUAUCUUUUUGACGCAAGGUGCAUCUUCAGGUGUACAGACAUUGCUCUCCCUGUUGACUGAAAACUCAAAUAGUGGCAUCAUGAUCCCUAUCCCACAGUACCCACUCUAUUCCGCCUCACUUGCUUUAUAUGGUGCAACACCUGUUCCUUAUUAUCUAAAUGAAGCCACAGGAUGGAGCUUAGACGUUGAUCAGCUCACAGAUGUAAUCACACAGGCACGAAAGGAAGGUACAGACGUAAGGGCACUUGUUAUUAUCAACCCAGGAAAUCCUACUGGCCAAUGCCUUACAGCAAAGAAUAUGGAAGAGAUUGUUAGCUUCUGUUAUCAACAAAGAAUUGUGUUGUUGGCAGAUGAGGUGUACCAAACAAACAUUUAUCAACCAGAAGAAAGACCAUUCGUCAGCUUCAAGAAAGCCUUGAUGGAUCAUCCCAUACCCGAAGUAAGAGAAAACUUGGAACUGGUUUCAUUCCACUCUAUUUCAAAAGGAAUGAUUGGUGAAUGUGGACGUCGUGGUGGAUACUUUGAAUGUGUAAACUUGGACAGUCAAGUAUUAGAACAAAUAUACAAGAUGGCCUCUGUUUCUCUUUGUCCAAAUGUCCACGGACAAAUCUUGGUGGAUUUAAUGUGCAACCCUCCCAAGCCAGGGGACCCUUCUUAUGAGUCAUACAAGCAAGAAAUUGAGUCUAUUUAUGAAUCUUUACGUCGCAGAUCUAAAAAACUAGAACAAGUAUUCAACAGAAUGGAAGGCGUCACUUGUCAACCAGCUCAAGGAUCUAUGUACUUGUUCCCUCAGAUAACCUUACCACCAAAGGCUGUUGAAAAGGCUAAAGAGUUAGAUAUGGCUGCUGAUGCUUACUAUUCAUUAGCUAUGCUCGAAGCAACUGGCGUUUGCGUUAUACCAGGUUCCGGAUUUGGACAAAAGGAAGGAACAUGGCACUUUAGAUCCACAUUCUUACCUGAAGAGCACUUGUUUGACGAAUUCUGUGGUGCUUUAGAAAAAUUCCAUAAAGAAUUUAUUGAAAAGCAUACCUAA
This is a messenger RNA of Rhizopus microsporus ATCC 52813, 1473 nucleotides long. RefSeq names its product PLP-dependent transferase. Bases 1 to 1473 code for a protein of 490 amino acids. Gene Ontology annotation, biological process: biosynthetic process. NCBI's taxonomy places the organism in Eukaryota, Fungi, Mucoromycota, Mucoromycetes, Mucorales, Rhizopodaceae. The record is from RefSeq and is a predicted model, not a curated record. Gene Ontology annotation, molecular function: pyridoxal phosphate binding; L-alanine:2-oxoglutarate transaminase activity. The transcript is spliced from 3 exons.